Calypte anna (Anna's hummingbird) is the source of this 1188-nucleotide messenger RNA. It is a transcript of the gene CD8B, whose product is annotated as CD8b molecule. Gene Ontology annotation, molecular function: coreceptor activity; MHC class I protein binding. Lineage: Eukaryota; Metazoa; Chordata; Aves; Apodiformes; Trochilidae. Gene Ontology annotation, cellular component: cell surface. Gene Ontology annotation, biological process: regulation of immune response. The record is from RefSeq and is a predicted model, not a curated record.
AUGGAUGUCCUGAUGGUCCCGAGAGCCUGGAGACGGUCAGCGAAGAGGUCUGGCAGGUUCAGCACCUUCGAGGCCAGCAGCCCCAAACAGUGUGGGGAUGUUAUAAACAGCAGCUGCACGUCUGCACAUUCCCACAGUGCUUUUAUUUUUGUUGGAGAUAGGCAGCCAGACAAAGCCAUCCCACCUCCAAAAUGUUUUCCACCUUCAAGCCCUGAGAACAGUUUGGCUACUGGAAUGCUGCAGGCUGCUGACACCAGUUCACCCAUGGAAGUUCACAUCAUAUGUGGCAGAUGCUGUUUGGCAGCUGUUGAGGCAUCUGCACUGAGCUGGGGAAGAACGUCCUGGGGUGAGGAAUCAAGAAGUGACUGUGGAAGGGGGGACCUGGCACUAAACCCCAUCAUUGACUCCAUCACCAUGGCCCAGCCAUGGCUCCAUCUCUGCAUCUGCCUCCAGAUCCCAGGCUUCUGUAUGAAUCUAUUUUUAUCCCAGACUCCAGAGCAUAUUUUAGCACAAGCCAACAACAGAACAGAAAUCCUCUGUGAGCUGAAAAAGGGGUCUGCUGGGGUGUACUGGUACUGCUGGAGCCAGGAGAGACAAAAUUGUGAGUUCUUGCUAUUUUCCAGCCCCUUGGGCAAAGCCACAUAUGGCACAGACACCAACCAGAACAAGCUUGGAGUCCCCAGGGUGAGUCCCAGCACCUCUUACAGGCUGCACAUCAGCCACCUCCACACCUCAGACAAUGGCACCUACUACUGCUCCAUCUCCCAGUCCUCCCAGCUCCUCCUGGGCACUGGGACACGACUUGUUGUAGUUGAUGUUUUGCCUCUGAAGACCACUCUGGCACCAAGCUCCCCAAAACCCAUGUGGUGCAUCACCAAAAGCAAAGCUGCCAGCAAGAAAGGGACAGAACCAGGCUGCCCUGGGAUCCAUGGCCAGAAGGACAAGUUGAGAACCAAGUUUUGUGACAGCAGCAUCAUCACACCCCCCCGGGAGGGACAAUGGCUGGAGCUGGAGAGUCUGACUGACAAGGAGAACACUGGUGUAUUCUGGGUCCACCAGGACAAUGAUGGUUCACUUUGUUUUCUUCAUCACUUUCCUGUCCUGGACCACCUCCAAGGAGAAGGAGAGGACAUCUCCCUCCUGCUCCUCAUCACCAUCACACUGUGCCAGUGUAAGACUCACCCAUAA